AUGGAUACAAUGUAUCACCGGGGCACCACUACAACGUACCACAGGGGCAUCAGCACCAAUACUGUACCACAGUGGUCUAAACUUCGAUACAAUGUACCACAGGGGCCUCAGCACCAAUACAAUACGUCGGAUGAGGAACUGUUGGAUAUCCAAACGUCGGAUGAGGAACUGUUGGAUAUCCAGACGUCGGAUGAGGAACUGUUGGAUAUCCAAACGUCGGAUAGGAAGUGUUGGAUAUCCAGACCGGAUAGGAACUGUUGGAUAUCCACAGAGGAACUGUUGGAUAUCCAGACGUCUGAUAAGGAAAUGUUGGAUAUCCAGACGUCGGAUGAGGAACUGUUGGAUAUCCAAACGUCGGAUGAGGAACUGUUGGAUAUCCAGACGUCGGAUGAGGAAGUGUUGGAUAUCCAGACGUCGGAUGAGGAACUGUUGGAUAUCCAGACGUCUGAUAAGGAAAUGUUGGAUAUCCAGACGUCGGAUGAGGAACUGUUGGAUAUCCAAACGUCGGAUGAGGAACUGUUGGAUAUCCAGACGUCGGAUGAGGAAGUGUUGGAUAUCCAGACGUCGGAUGAGGAACUGUUGGAUAUCCAGACGUCGGAUGAGGAACUGUUGGAUAUCCAGACGUCGGAUGUGGAAGUGUUGGAUAUCCAGACGUCGGAUGAGGAACUGUUGGAUAUCCAGACGUCGGAUGAGGAAGUGUUGGAUAUCCAGACGUCGGAUGAGGAACUGUUGGAUAUCCAGACGUCGGAUGAGGAACUGUUGGAUAUCCAGACGUCGGAUGAGGAAGUGUUGGAUAUCCAGACGUCGGAUGAGGAACUGUUGGAUAUCCAGACGUCUGAUAAGGAAAUGUUGGAUAUCCAGACGUCGGAUGAGGAACUGUUGGAUAUCCAAACGUCGGAUGAGGAACUGUUGGAUAUCCAGACGUCGGAUGAGGAACUGUUGGAUAUCCAAACGUCGGAUGAGGAACUGUUGGAUAUCCAGACGUCGGAUGAGGAAGUGUUGGAUAUCCAGACGUCGGAUGAGGAACUGUUGGAUAUCCAGACGUCGGAUGAGGAACUGUUGGAUAUCCAGACGUCUGAUAAGGAAAUGUUGGAUAUCCAGACGUCGGAUGAGGAACUGUUGGAUAUCCAGACGUCGGAUGAGGAACUGUUGGAUAUCCAGACGUCGGAUGAGGAAGUGUUGGAUAUCCAGACGUCGGAUGAGGAACUGUUGGAUAUCCAGACGUCGGAUGAGGAACUGUUGCAUAUCGAGACGUCAGAUUAG
Ylistrum balloti is the source of this 1263-nucleotide messenger RNA. RefSeq lists its product as uncharacterized. The record is from RefSeq and is a predicted model, not a curated record. The transcript is spliced from 2 exons. Bases 1 to 1263 code for a protein of 420 amino acids. Lineage: Eukaryota; Metazoa; Mollusca; Bivalvia; Pectinida; Pectinidae.